GUUGUCGGAAGUGCAACUGGAGAAGAUCGACACGUUGCCGCUGUUACAGUGCCGACUUGUGCUAGCCUCCGCUGGCAGCUCCCAUUCAUCGAUGCCAUCCAUUGUCACUCAUUUCAAGUAUCUGGCACGCUUGAUGUUUUUUUUUUCUUGCAUUUUCAAAAAACGAAUGCUCCAUUUAGCUUAUCAGCAGCAAGCUCCAGUAGUGCUGCUUUUAAAUUUGGAAUAUUCUAGGCGUGUACUCAGCCGUUCCGAAUCGCGGCGCUUCUUCGGACGCCCGCUGGAAGGUUCUUCGCCACCUCAGCCAGUUUUGACGAUGAUCGACCACUUAAUCCUUCACGGAGUGGAUGUCGAAGGAUUGUUCCGGAAGUCACCCAAGCAGAGUACUUUGCGCAUGUUGAAAGCACAGCUUGACCGCGGUUCUGUUCCAGAUUUCUAUCAGUUCAAUCCCCACGUUACUGCUGCGCUGCUUAAAGAAUAUCUCCGAGAAAUCCCGGGAAAGUUGCUGCUUUCUGGCAACUUUGAGCUCUGGGCACUAGCAAUGGAACAAACGGUGGAUCGGCAAAAAGCAGUUCACAGAUUGCUACAAAUGCUGCCAUCUGCGCAUUCCGUGCUUCUUUCCAGAUUUCUGCGCCUUCUGCGUGCCAUCUCGAGUUCACCGCAGUCCAAGAUGACCGCCCAAUCUUUGGCAGUCUGCAUUGCACCAAGUCUUCUGGACAAUCCAAAGAUGGACUCUGCAACGAGCUGGCUGCCGGAAUUGGCCGAAUAUCUGAUCGUUAAUGCUCCGUUUCUUCUCGAACCAUUUCAGGACGCACAACUCGCGAUAUCCUCAUCCGUCUCCAAUGAUUCCGGACUGUCAGAUGUGGACGUGUGCCUGGAAGCAUCGGUGAGUACCUCGGAUUCAGGUAUACUCGGGUCGCCCAGUUCCACAUCUUCACAGGGCAUAUCACACUCGCCGCAACUGCUGUGUUCGAUAUGGAAGCAU
Molecule: messenger RNA, 982 nt
Organism: Gongylonema pulchrum
Lineage: Eukaryota; Metazoa; Nematoda; Chromadorea; Rhabditida; Gongylonematidae
Source: the annotation of a GenBank genome assembly